AUGUCAGCUGCCAAAAGACCUUUCCCCAAGGAUCAGUUUCUGUGCUCCAUCUGUCUGGAUGUGUUCACUGAUCCUGUCACCACACCAUGUGGACACAACUUUUGCAAAAACUGCAUCACUCAACACUGGGAUAGUGAAGCCCAUCGUGAGUGUCCCGACUGUAAUAAACGUUUCAAGAGAAGACCUGAGCUGCAGGUCAAUAGUUUAAUCUCUGAGAUGGCUUCUCGCAUUAAAAAGUCAACUCAACAGAGAGCAGAACUGGGUGACACAGAGGCUGAACUUCAGCAGAUGAUCCAGCAGAGACAACUGAAGAUUGUAGAGUUCAAACAAUCUGUCAAGGUCAGCAGGGAAAAUGCAGGCAGGGAAAAAGCACGAGGUGAUCAGGUGCUGACUAGGCUGAGACGUGCUAUUAAGAAAAGGCGGACUGAAGCCGUUAACGUGAUUCAAUUGAAGCACAAACUAAUAGAGAAACAAGCUAAAGGCUUCAUCAAAGAGCUGGAACAAGAAAUCUCUCAGCUGAAGAAGAAAAGUGCUGAGCUGAAGCAGCUCUCACUCUCUGAAGACCACCUCCUCCUCCUCCGAAACCUCCAGGCCCUGAAAGCUGCUCCACCCACCAAGGACUGGACAGAGGUCAGAGUCCGUUCUCCAUCAUAUGAGGGAAAUAUGAGGUCGGCUCUUGCUCCAUUGGUGGAGAUGCUCUUAACUGAAUUGAAUAAACUGCUGCCAAACAUUGCACUCAGAACUGCCCAGCAGUCUGCAGUGGAUGUGACUCUUGAUCCUGAUACAGCAAAUCCAACACUCAUCCUGUCUGCAGAUGGUAAACAGGUACAUCAUGCUGAUGUCAAGAAGAAGCUCCCAGAUAACCCAAAGAGGUUUUCUCGUGAUCUGUGCGUGGUAGGGAAGCAGGUCAUUUCUGCAGGAAGAUUUUACUUUGAGGUUCAGGUUAAGGGGAAGACUUGCUGGGUUAUAGGAGUUGCCAAUGAGUUGAUCAAUAGGAAGGGGCCACUCAAUAUUGAUCCUCAGAAUGGUUACUGGACUCUUGGUUUGAGGAAAGAAAAUGAGUACUACGCUACUGCAGGCCGUCUGGAUUUAAAGUCACAGCCUGAGAAGGUGGGGGUGUUUGUGGAUUAUGAGGAGGGUCUGGUCUUGUUUUAUGAUGUGGAUGCUGCCAGUCUUAUCCAUGCCUUGACUGACUGCUGCUUCACUGAGAGACUCCUCCCAUUCUUAUACCCCGCCCCCAAUAAGAGUGGCAAAAACUCCGCCCCUCUGAUCAUCCGUCCUGUCAAACACAGGGUAAAAUAACUAUCGAGAAAAAGACAGAUCUCCACAUUUAGUAAUAACGUAAUGAGCACCGGCGUUUUGUUCAGAUUCUAUUUAAUGUGGAUUUUUGCAUCUUGAUUAUAUCCAACUCCACCCUGCAACUUACUGCUGUAGCACAAUCAUUUAGUUGAUCUUGUUUAAUGUAGUUUAAUUAAGUUUCAGACUGUCUGUAAAUACCAAACAAGCAGUCCAGUAGUCACAGGCCCAACCUGAAGAAAUGUUCUCAAUGGCAAUCUUUUGCAGGAAACAUUUCUGUCUUAGUUGUGAUCUCUCUAUGACAAUAUAAUAAUUAAUAAAAAUAGACAGAUUGACCACAUACAUUAAAAUUAUUGUUAGAAUUUAUACACUUAUUAGAAACGGCUGUUUCCCUUUUGUUCCUGACUCUCCUCAAAUAUUGACCCGUCACAAGCUUUAACACUCUGCAGCCUAUCAGCACUCACUGAGACCAUGGUGUAAAUCCAAAAAUGCAAUACCUUGUAUGUUAGGUUAAAUAGUCUCCAAAUAUCUCUCAGUGCACAUGGACAGCUUCAGAACUUCCCUAAUACUUUUUUCAUAUACCACAAAUACGUCACAGUUAUUAACCUGAGGAACAGAGCUGGAACAAGAGGCGGAGCAACAUAGGAAAAUCAGGUGAGAUCCAACAUCAGAUACCCACCCCACCCCC
Messenger RNA from Acanthopagrus latus (yellowfin seabream), 1984 nucleotides. Its product is annotated as E3 ubiquitin-protein ligase TRIM39-like. The transcript has a single exon. NCBI's taxonomy places the organism in Eukaryota, Metazoa, Chordata, Actinopteri, Spariformes, Sparidae. The coding region runs from base 1 to 1302 and encodes 433 amino acids. The record is from RefSeq and is a predicted model, not a curated record. Gene Ontology annotation, molecular function: protein binding.